Molecule: messenger RNA, 1825 nt
Organism: Tupaia belangeri chinensis (Chinese tree shrew)
Lineage: Eukaryota; Metazoa; Chordata; Mammalia; Scandentia; Tupaiidae
Gene: CISH
Product: cytokine inducible SH2 containing protein
Exons: 4
Coding region: 101-874 (257 amino acids)
Biological process (GO): intracellular signal transduction; phosphatidylinositol phosphate biosynthetic process
Cellular component (GO): phosphatidylinositol 3-kinase complex
Molecular function (GO): 1-phosphatidylinositol-3-kinase regulator activity
Source: RefSeq, a predicted model, not a curated record
GUGCGACCCAGGAGCCUGCCCUGCUCGCACUCUCCCUCCGCUGUCACCACUCCGGAGCCGCCUCUGCCACUGCCGCCACUGCCACUGCCGCCGCCGGGACAUGGUCCUCUGCGUUCAGGGACCUUGUCCUCUGCUGGCUGUGGAGCGGACUGGGCAGCGGCCACUGUGGACCCAGUCCGUGGAGCUGCCUGAGCCAGCCAUGCAGCCCUUGCCUGCCGGGGCCUUCCUGGAAGAGGUGACAGAGGAGACCCCAGCCCAGCCAGUGAGUGAGCCAAAGGUGCUGGACCCCGAGGAGGAUCUGCUGUGCAUAGCCAAGACCUUCUCCUACCUUCGGGAAUCUGGCUGGUAUUGGGGUUCCAUUACCGCCAGUGAGGCCCGGCAACACCUGCAGAAGAUGCCAGAGGGCACAUUCCUCGUCCGGGACAGCACCCACCCCAGCUACCUGUUCACACUGUCAGUCAAAACCACCCGCGGCCCCACCAACGUGCGCAUCGAGUACGCCGACUCCAGCUUCCGCCUGGACUCCAACUGCCUGUCCAGGCCACGCAUCCUGGCCUUCCCAGACGUGGUCAGCCUCGUGCAGCACUACGUGGCCUCCUGUGCUGGUGACACCCGAAGUGACAGCCCCGAUCCCGCUCCCAGUCCGGCCCUGCCUGUCCCUAAGGAAGAUGUGCCUGGUGACCCUGCACUACCUGCCCCUGCGGCCACCGCCGUGCAUCUCAAACUGGUGCAGCCCUUUGUGCGCAGGAGCAGCGCCCGCAGCCUGCAGCACCUGUGCCGCCUCGUCAUCAACCGGCUGGUGGCUGAUGUGGACUGCCUACCCCUGCCCCGGCGCAUGGCCGACUACCUCCGACAGUACCCCUUCCAGCUCUGACUGGGCCAAGCACCCUGCUUUGCCUCACCCGGCCACACCCUGGAGGGGACACCAGCCCCAGCUGGACUUGGGCUCCCACCGUCCCUCUUCCAGGCUACCCAGUGCCCUCGUGCAUCUGGAAGCUGGACCAGGAAGGACCAGCAAAGCAGGGGGGUGCGGGAAAGGGGUCACCCAACUUGGCGGUCAGUGCCCCCAGCCCCAGGUGGCUCCAUUGUUGUGAGCCACAUGCCAGAGGAGGGGACAGGCAGGACCUCGUUUUGCCCCCUGAGCUGCUGACCCCAGCCCUGGCCACCAAACUGUGUUGACUUUCCUGCCCUGAUUCUUGAUCCUAGGGUGGGGCAGGCCCCUACCUCCAACUGGCCUCUGUCUCUGGGAGGGUGGCGGCCAGAGGGACCAUGGCUGUCCCCUUGUAAGGCAGCGAUCCAGGCUGGGGACUGCACAGGUAGUACAGUAUUUAUUUAUUUAUUCUCCUUGAGGUUGGCCUCAGGAGAACCACCCACCUCUCCACGUAGAGCCCUAGGUGGUCCAGAGACCCUAACUCUGCCCCAGCUUCUCUGGUUCUUCCCUACAAAGAGCCCACCCUGAGAUGUGUUGCUGGACUGGGCAGGUCCUGAUGUCCUGGUGCCCAGCCACCCACCCACCCGUGGAUGUCUGUCCACUCCCUCCACUGCCAGCCCCAUUUUCAGAGGGUGGGCGAAUGGACAAGAAGAUGGACCAGAGCCUCAGUCCCCAGUCCCCGGCAGAGCCUAUGGCCCACCCCCGUAGCGGGGAGCCUGGCCUCACUUUGGGGGGGGUCCCCUUGUGAAUGCGUGUUCCCAACCUGGCGGCAGGAACGGGGCACUGGUCCACGGGUCGGUGGGGUCUACCUCCUGCCCAGGAGGGUGCCUGUGUGAGCGAGGGAGAGCAUCUGUAUCUGAUAAGACUUUAUAAAAUAAUGACUAUAACCAAGAA